CCCUUGAAUUUUUGGCUUUUCUCUAAGACUGAUUUCGGCGAUUCGCGUGCCAGGAAGUGCUUCCUGGUCUUUAAGAUUUUGUAAGAGAGUAUCUAAGUGUCGUUCAAAGAAAAGGAAAAAAAAAAAAAGUUUUAGGUAGAUAUCCUUCAAGAAAUUCAAGUCUUGCGAGAGGCCUUGGAAAACCGGACGGAGGAGGUGAUUCAAGUGGCGAAGAGGGAAAUGCAGAGACUCCUGGACGAGGAAUGCCCCGGCAGAAAGCGAAGGGAAAUCGGGCCUUCGUUGCUGCUUUACGAAAGGCUGUCUUACGAAAGGCUGCCUUACGAAAGGCUGUCUUACGAAAGGCUGUCUGCUUCCCCGGGGUUUGAGGAUGGAGACGAAGGUGGUGUGUAG
Molecule: messenger RNA, 390 nt
Organism: Penaeus monodon (black tiger shrimp)
Lineage: Eukaryota; Metazoa; Arthropoda; Malacostraca; Decapoda; Penaeidae
Source: RefSeq, a predicted model, not a curated record